UUUAAAUAAACGAAGCAAUUAUUUAAGAAAGCUUAUUUAUUUAUUCAGUUUCAUAGAUGCAUUGUGGUAAUUGAUUACGUUUUGUCAUUAAUCGUAUAGCUUUCCUUAUCUUGCUCCUAGAUUCAACGGCUUUAAGACGAAAUAUGUCAUCGACAAUUGACCAGAUUUUUAGAAAAGAAGACAAAUCGUCCAAGCGACUAUGUUCCGUCAUAUCCGACUAUUUCUUCAUGUAUCCUGUUACAGUAAUUGAUCAGUCUAGUAUAGCCGUUCAUUCACCACACACCAAAAUAAAGAAAAUCCAAGAUGAAAAUGGUACCUAUUGGUACGACUACCUUCGAUCGAACACAAUCUAUGAGGACGUUGGUUGGUAUGGAUGUUCAUAUAAUACAAUUGAAAUUGCCACACGUAAUUAUGUCGACCUAGUAGUCAGCUGGAUGUAUGUUUAUGCUGAGUCUAAAACAGUUCGGUAUGAGAAAGUACCGCUUUCUAAAACUUUAGAAGCACUUGAAGGCGAAAACUUUGUCAUACCAUGUAGACCAACGUCGCCGACAGCGUAUGUCAUGCUUUCAUGGUACAAUCAAGAUCUCAAAGAACAUGAUUUACGAUUUUCUUUCGAUCCAAAAUUUGGAUUUACGCUGUACAAAGUCAAGCCGCAUGACCGAGGUUUCUACAAAUGCAAGAUCGCUCCUGAUCAAGAGGUUGCUUAUCGUCUAAUUGUGCAGGGUGAGUACACUUACUGAAAAUGUCCAUCUCAUUCUUAAGCUAUUUCAAGAUUUCCAUGUGACAGACACAUCUUUUCCUUCAUUUAGUAAUCGCUUCAGGGUAUCUUUUUAAUAUUUUACAUUAACAAAUUUUUAAUAUCAACAGAUUUUAAUAAUUUAAUAGUUUUAUUGAUCGUUGAAUAAGAUUAUUAUAUUUUUGAACGUAAUGACGAUAUCUCAAUUUCUUCUCAAAUGAUUUCUAUCACAAAUCAAACAAUAAACCGACUUUGUUUAUGGUCCGUGAUUGUUUUUUGGAUCUCCACUUUCUCCACGGUAUCGUCUUACGCUUUUUAUGUUACAGUAGCUUUCCGUAUAACGUGAUAAUGCGUUACGCGUUGUACAAAUUCGAGUUAUAGGAAAUGAAGCCACACGAAAAUGUUCUUCUUAUAUUGCCAAUUAUAUAUUUUUUUAUUUAUUUAUUUAAGGUCGCAUCAGCUUAUUUUGUCAAUAACCAGUUUUUUCAAUGUUUUGUCCAUAAUGACAGUUAGAAGUACUCACAGUUUUAAAACGCACAAAAAUGGAAAAUGGAACUUACGGGAGUUGAAAGUGCUCAAAGGAUUGGUGAGUUGUUCUUCUGUCUUCGACAUGGCAAUCUUUGUCAUAGUGAUGCAGCUAUUGUAUGUUGCGCAGUUAGUUGUCCAAAUCGUCAGACCCAGUGACUACGUCGAAGCUUCAGCUUGUAGGAAGUUGACACGUUCGUGGCGACGACUGAUAGUGUAGAAUCACUUCAAUAUGAAACCAAGUCACAUUAAAUUUGCCCGAUCAAGUUCAGUGUGUAACAAGUUAGCGAUCUACACGUCACAAGUGACCCGCCCCAAAGUUACAAAUACAAAAUUACAUUUCGAAUACCGAUAAUUAUGAUUACGUUAACAAGUAUCCGGCUCGAAGUACCAAUGUUUCGAGCUGGUUGUUAGUUCGCUGGUUCAAAAACACGCUCGUGUAUUGAAAUGGCCUGCGGGCAACGAUGGCUUGCAGGAGCCGUGAUAGAUGGCUGUCAACAGUAGCCGGCAAGAGCCUGUGCGGAAGAUUCGUCCCGAAGCGUCCGACUUCGUGUCUGUUGUGCUUCUUGGUGGUUUUUGUGCUAUGUCCUGAUUGUUCUUGUGCGUCUCUGAUUUGUUUAAUUUCUGAUGUAGUUCUUGUAGCUCAUCUUCCACGUCGACUUCUAAUCGUUACCCAUUGGAGUUUUUAGCACGAUAGGAACUCCCACCAGCCAAUACGGAUUUUGUUGAAAAUGCCGCCCAUCAGGUAGUUAAAAACAGAAAGUUCGGGACCUCGGGUUUUUCCCAAUUCUGCCGGUCUGUCCUGAGGUCCAUGUGUACACUUCACGUUCCAAGGGAUUUACGAUGGCCAGGAGAUACUCCAGUGGUCCGACUUGGAGUUUUUCCUGUUCAUGGUGAAGAUGAGCGUAAUUACCGAGACGGACCCUUGAGCUCAAAAAAUAGCUGCGAAGUCACGUCCGGUCAUAAAUAAAACUUUAGGGUUCUAAACACUUAGAAUUCUAAACAUAUAAAUAAACCACAUAACCAAUUAGACAUGAC
Molecule: messenger RNA, 2299 nt
Organism: Megalopta genalis
Lineage: Eukaryota; Metazoa; Arthropoda; Insecta; Hymenoptera; Halictidae
Source: RefSeq, a predicted model, not a curated record